Molecule: messenger RNA, 2082 nt
Organism: Etheostoma spectabile (orangethroat darter)
Lineage: Eukaryota; Metazoa; Chordata; Actinopteri; Perciformes; Percidae
Product: oocyte zinc finger protein XlCOF6.1
Exons: 4
Coding region: 221-1762 (513 amino acids)
Biological process (GO): regulation of transcription by RNA polymerase II
Cellular component (GO): nucleus
Molecular function (GO): RNA polymerase II cis-regulatory region sequence-specific DNA binding; DNA-binding transcription activator activity, RNA polymerase II-specific
Source: RefSeq, a predicted model, not a curated record
GAUAACAUGGACCCGGAAGUUGUUGGUCCGACCCGUAAUAGCGUCCCUCCCCGGAACUAACGUUAACUGUGUGUGUGUCCCGUCGUGAUGAAGACGGCGGAGUAAAACGCGCCAGUGUUUAGUUUCUUAAGAAGAAAGAAAGGUCCCAAACUGCCGGAUGUGGUUUUAAAAGCUGAACCAGAGCCACACAGAGCAGGUCGGGGAGAAGAGGAACUUUAACAUGAAGUCAGAGAGGAAGCUGGCAGCGGACCAGGGGACAGCUUUGCUUCCUGAUGACAAAAGCCCGAUUGUUAUUAAAGAGGAGCAGCAGGAGCCAGAGGCCCCCCCAAACAUUAAAGAGGAACUGUGGAGCAGUCAGGAGGGAGAACAUCUUCGAGGGCUGGAGGAAGCUGAUAUCACCAAGUUCCCAUUCACUCCUGUCCCUGUGAAGAGUGAAGAUGAUGAAGAGGAAGCUUUACCUCAAGAUGUUCUGGAAGUGAUUGUUGGUGAAGAGGAGCAGCAGGAGUGUAGCUCCAGUGUGGACCAGCAGGAGCCAGAGCCCCCCCCACACAUUAAAGAGGAACAGGAGGAACCGUGGAGCAGUCAGGAGGGGGAGCAGCUUCAAGGGCUGGAGGAGGCUGAUAUCACCAAGUUCCCAUUCACUCCUGUCCCUGUGAAGAGUGAAGAUGAUGAAGAGGAAGCUCAGUCCUCACAGCUUCAUCAAAGACAAACUCAACACAUGGAAACAGAAGCUGAUGGAGAGGACUGUGGAAGACCAGAACCAGACAGGAAUCAACAUCCAUGUUUACAACCAGAAACUGGAGACUCUUCUGAUCCUGAGACGGAUGACAGUGCUCAUUGGAAGGAGACCAGAGAACCUCAGUCAGCUUUAAAGUCUCUGAAACAUGUAUCAAGAUGUAAGAAAACAUUCAGCUGCUCUGAAUGUGGGAGAAGAUUUGACUUCAAGUCAUAUCUGAAGAGACACAUGAUGAGUCACACAGGAGAAAAACCUUUCAGCUGCUCAGUCUGUAAGAAAUCUUUUGGAUUAAGUGAUGAUUUCCGGAAACACAUGAGAAUCCAUACGGGAGAGAAACCUUUCAGCUGCACUGAGUGUGGGAGAAGAUUUGUCCAAAAGGGAAGUCUGAAGAGACACAUGAGAUCUCAUUCAGGAGAAAAACCUUUUAGCUGCUCAGUCUGUAAAAAAUCUUUGGCAGAUAAGGGAAGUGUAAAUACACAUAUGAGAAUCCACACAGGAGAGAGAACCUUUAUUUGCUCUGAGUGUGGAAGAAGAUUUAGACGCAACUCAGAUCUGAGGAGACACAUGAGAACUCACACAGGAGAGAAACCUUUCAGCUGCUCAGUUUGUGAUCAAAGAUUUGGCAGCAAGACAAAUCUGAAGACUCACAUGAGAAUCCACACAGGAGAGAAACCUUUUGUUUGCUCGGAGUGUGGGAAAAGAUUUAACGACAACUCAAGCCUGAGGAGACACACGAGAACUCAUACGGGAGAAAAAACCUUCAGCUGCUCAGUCUGUAAGAAAUGUUUUACACAGAGUGGAAGUUUAAAGAAACACAUAAGAAGUCAUACAGGAGAGAGACUUGUCAGCUCUUCAGUCUGUAAGAAAUCAUUUACACAAAGUAGUUCUUUAAAAAAUCACAUGAAACAACACACAGGAGAGGGACCGUCUACUUCCUGUGUUGGUGACAUCAGAAAGCAGCAGGAGUGGAGCUCCAGUGUGGACCAGGAGCAGCCAGAGAACCUCAGCCAGGUUGGAACUCUCUGAACCAUAGAAAUAAAAUGGAUAGAAAGGCAAUUUCCAUUCAAAUCAACGCAGCAUAAUGGUCAGACAUUUUUAUGUGUACCAUUGCCAUGGUAACGUAUAAACUUCACAGGACAAUUAGUGUUAAACUUAAUGUCUCUUACUUUUGUGUUAUUAUAAUAAUAAUAAUAAUAAUAUAAUAAUUUGUCUGAAGCGCCCAGGGUCAAAUACCUUCCCAGCUAUCUUCAGAUACUCAAGGCCAGGCUUCUCCCCUUUCUUCUUGUUGCUAUUCCAUCUUGGGUUUUCAACCCUCAUGUUGUCGUUGGACUAAAUUGACCCGUUUU